Molecule: messenger RNA, 586 nt
Organism: Protobothrops mucrosquamatus (brown spotted pit viper)
Lineage: Eukaryota; Metazoa; Chordata; Lepidosauria; Squamata; Viperidae
Product: charged multivesicular body protein 4c
Exons: 4
Coding region: 1-444 (147 amino acids)
Biological process (GO): late endosome to vacuole transport via multivesicular body sorting pathway; vesicle budding from membrane
Cellular component (GO): multivesicular body; ESCRT III complex; cytoplasmic side of plasma membrane
Source: RefSeq, a predicted model, not a curated record
AUGCAAAGUGAUAAUAUACACAUAUUACAUAAAGGUUUUUGNGGGACUCUUUCCACUAUUGAAUUCCAGCGUGAGGCUCUUGAAAAUUCCCACACAAAUACAGAAGUGUUCAAGAAUAUGGGCUAUGCUGCUCAGGCCAUGAAAAAAGUACAUGAAAACAUGGAUUUGGACAAAAUUGAUGAAAUGAUGCAAGAUAUCACUGAGCAGCAAGAUAUUGCCCAAGAAAUCACAGAGGCUCUCACAAGAAGGGUUGGUGAUGACUUUGAUGAGGAUGAACUUUUGGAAGAAUUAGAAGAACUGGAGCAAGAGGAACUCAAUAAUAAGAUGAAAAAUGUUCAUUUACCAAGUGUCCCAGCUACCCAAUUGCCUUCUCAUCCUGCAUCUUCAAAGAAGAGGGUGGAAGAUGAUGACGAUAUGCAGCAACUGGCAGCAUGGGCAUCUUAACAGCAAUUUCUCACUGGGUUCAAGGGAAUACUACGGGAAUAUCAUGGAAGGACUUCAUUGAAUAGUGCUUAUAUUUUAUACAGAAUGUAGCUGUGUCGAAUUUUGACCCAAAUUGGUCACUGGUAGAAUAUGUGUAUAUAUU